UCCAACGUCAAGAUUUCUGGCAAAAUUCUCAUUCGUGCUUUAGCCAAAGACAUUCAAAAAUGCCGCCCAAAAAGGUCGAAGUUGUCGAGGACAAUGUCGUUGCUUUCGGAAGGGUUCGCAAGAACCUGAAGAUGGGAUGCGUUGGUCUGCCCAACGUGGGAAAGUCGAGUCUGUUCAAUCUCUUGACCGAACAGAGCGCCGCUGCAGAGAACUACCCCUUUUGUACGAUUGAGCCCAACGAGGCGAGAUGUGCUGUUCCCGACGCUCGAUAUGACUUUCUCUGCGACCUUUGGAAGCCGCCGUCCAUGUACCCGGCGUAUCUGCAGGUCACCGACAUUGCCGGCCUGAUCAAAGGUGCUUCCCAAGGAGCGGGACUUGGAAAUGCCUUCCUGUCUCAUAUCCAGGCCGUUGACGGCAUGUUCCACAUUGUCAGAGCGUUCGAUAACGACGAAGUUUUGCACGUCGAUGACUCGGUUGAUCCCGUCCGGGACCUGGAUACUAUCCAAAGCGAGCUUUGCAAGAAAGAUCUCGAUAUUCUGCAGAAGACGAUCGUCGCCGAGGAAGCGAUUGUCAGAAAGGCAGGCGGCAAAUUCAAGAUGCUGCCCCUCUUCACAGAGACAACGACAAAGAUCCAAGCGAUGCUGGAGAAGGAUCAGCCAGUCAGAGACGGAAGCUGGACGCCGGCCGAGAUUGCGCUCAUCAACGAGAAGAUACAGCUGAUCACCACCAAGCCGACCAUCUACCUCGUCAACUUGACGAUGAAGGACUACCUCAGACAGAAGAGCAAGUAUCUGCCGGCCAUAGCCAAGUGGGUCACCGAGCACGGAGGCGUUCCCCGAGACAUUAUCCCCUUCUCGAUCGAGUUUGAAGAGAAGCUUCACAGCAUGAAGGACGAUCUAGCCGCACAGGCCGAGUUUCUCAAGGAGAUCAAGGUCAAGUCCAAACUGGAUAAGAUCGUUACCGAAGGAUUUACAAAGCUUGGCCUUCAAUACUACUUCACCGCUGGCGAGAAGGAGAUCAGAUGCUGGACGAUCCCAAGGGGUUGCCUUGCACCGCAAGCCGCUGGCGCUAUCCACAGCGAUUUCGAGAGGGGAUUCAUCAAAGCCGAAGUGGUCGCCUACCAAGACUUCCACGACCUCUGUGAUGGCGGCAAGUCCAUGGGCCCAAUCAAGGCUGCUGGGAAGUAUCGACAGGAAGGAAAGUCUUAUGUUGUCCAAGACGGAGAUAUCAUCCACUUCCAAUUCAACGUUUCAAACAAGAAGUAAAAUUUACUCAUCAAGGCCGAUGGCCAUGGAGGCUUGGAUACGAAGCAACUUCGACAACGACCUCAUUCAGCUUGAUUUACUCACUACGAACUCUAGCGCUUCAUCUAAGUAUAUCGAUACAGAUGUCCACUCGGUCUCUAUGUAUCAAAGCCACAUUACUCAGCCUGUCUUAGUUACCCUCGCUAGUCAUACGAUUGAUGCGUGGGAAGCGCGCUCGCACGCCGUUUCAAGCAUGCCAACCUGAUGAUGUUGCUCCCAACUCAGGGCAUCAACCGACGUGACUAUUUCAUUGGAGCGAUUGCGUUCUCAAUGGUUGUCUUUUUCAAAGUCACACGCCAAUGAGAGUGCUCAUCACAUAGUAAUUGUUUCGAAGCGCAACCUCCUCAAGGAGCUUCGCAGGUGUUUCUCCAAGUGAAAAAGAAAUUGAGUAAAAUAACCAGUAGCAGGACAAUACACAACUCAGCGAGACCCAAGGGCGGUGCCUGAGCUUACCGCACCUCAGUGGCAUAGUGGCAAUUGUGGCGCAAGAAGUGAAGUCGCGU
This is a messenger RNA of Colletotrichum destructivum, 1807 nucleotides long. RefSeq names its product Putative ribosome-binding ATPase YchF/Obg-like ATPase 1, GTP binding domain-containing protein. Gene Ontology annotation, molecular function: ATP binding; GTP binding; ATP hydrolysis activity. The record is from RefSeq and is a predicted model, not a curated record. Bases 60 to 1265 code for a protein of 401 amino acids. NCBI's taxonomy places the organism in Eukaryota, Fungi, Ascomycota, Sordariomycetes, Glomerellales, Glomerellaceae. The transcript is spliced from 9 exons. Gene Ontology annotation, cellular component: cytoplasm.